AUGAAGGCAGAUGAUAGGAGUGAGAGUAGCUAUGUUCCAUUGUUUGCGACGGAAAGACCCAGAGGAAGGGUCAUCAUCUACAGGCUCUUCUGCGUCUCGUUAUUCGCCGGAAUAUUUUUUAUCUGGGUUUACAGAUUCUCUCACUUGUUCAUCCAUGGCGGUCGUCAACAUGAAGAAGAAGAAGAUGAUGAUGAAGGUGAGAAGAAAUGUUAUUGGGUUUUAUGGGUUGCUCUGUUUGGUGCAGAGCUAUGGUUCGGCUUCUACUGGAUCCUCACCCAAUCUCUCCGAUGGAAUCUUGUCUUCAGACUUCCCUUCAACAACCGUCUCUCUCUAAGAUAUGAACAUGGCUUGCCAAGAGUGGACGUGUUUGUGUGCACAGCAGACCCAGAGAUAGAGCCGCCGGUGAUGGUGAUAAACACAGUGUUAUCAGUGAUGGCCUACGAUUAUCCCUCUGAUAAGCUCAGUGUGUAUCUCUCCGACGACGCUGCCUCGGAGAUCACCUUCUACGCUUUACUUGAAGCUUCUUCUUUUGCUAAGCACUGGCUCCCCUUCUGCAACAGAUUCCAUGUUGAACCCAGAUCUCCUUCUGCUUAUUUCAAUACUUUGUCCUCUUCCACUUCUUCAGAUGACCCUCUUUUCUCCAAAGAGUUGGCAUGUAUUAAGAAACUAUACCAAGAUAUGGAACGACGAAUCGAGGAUGCUACCAAGUCAGGACAAGUUCCCCGAGAUGUACGUUCAAAGCACAAGGGAUUUUCUCAGUGGGAUUCCUUUUCCUCUCGACGUGACCAUGACGCAAUUCUUCAGAUAUUACUUCAUAGAAAAGAUGCACAGAAUUCGAAAGAUGUAGAUGGGUCUGUUAUGCCAACUCUAGUUUACUUGGCUCGCGAGAAGAGACCCCAAUAUCCCCAUCAUUUUAAAGCUGGAGCCAUGAAUUCAUUGAUAAGGGUGUCUUCAAAGAUUAGCAACGGCAAGAUCAUAAUGAACGUGGACUGUGACAUGUACUCGAACAAUUCAGAAUCAGUGAGAAACGCACUGUGCUUCUUCAUGGAUGAACAGAAAGGGCAUGAAAUAGCUUAUGUGCAGUUCCCACAGAACUUCAUGGGUGUCACCAAGAAUGACUUAUACGGGAGUGAUCUACGAGUAAUUUCUGCGCUAGAAUUUCAUGGUGCCGAUGGUUGCGGUGGGCCAUUGUAUAUUGGAUCUGGCUGCUUUCACAGAAGAGAUGUUCUUAGUGGGAGGAAGCUCAGUGAUCAGCCCAAGUUUAAUGACUGGAAGAGUGAGGAUGACCCAUUCAUGGAAGCUAGCUUGCAGAAACAAGAACAAGAAUCAAAGCCUCUUGCUAGCUGCACCUAUGAACAAAACACACUCUGGGGAAAAGAGAUGGGGCUGCUAUAUGGGUGUGCGGUGGAGGAUGUGAUAACAGGAUUGUCUAUACAGAGCAAAGGAUGGAAGUCAGUGUAUUGCAAUCCGAAAAGGAAGGCAUUCUUAGGGGUGGCUCCAAACGCACUGGGGCAGACACUGGUGCAGCACAAGAGAUGGUCAGAAGGUCAACUUCAAAUUCUGUUUUCAAAGUACAGUCCAGCUUGGUAUGGUUAUGGCAGAAUCAGUUUAGGCCUUCAAAUGGUUUACUGCUGCUAUAACUUAUGGGCAGUCAACAGUUUAGCUACACUUUGUUUCUGCCUUCUCCCUUCUCUUUGCCUCCUUAAAGGCAUUUCCUUGUUUCCAAAGAUGUCAAGCCCAUGGUUCAUACCUUUCGCAUAUGUAAUACUUGCGGAAACCGCUUAUAGCUUGUUGGAGUUUUGGAUCUGUGGAGGCACAAUCCAGGGAUGGUGGAAUGAGCAAAGGAUUUGGCUCUACAAGAGAACAAGCUCUUACUUCUUUGCUUUCAUGGAUACCACCUUGAAGCUUUUAGGGUUUCCUUCAGAUUCAGGCUUCAUAAUAACAUCUAAAGUUGCAGAAGAAGAAGUUUCUCAGCGUUACAAGGGAGAAAUUAUGGAGUUUGGAGGCUCUUCUCCAAUGUUCACUCUCUUAGCAACACUUGCCAUGCUCAAUCUAUUUUGCUUUCUUGGCGUUUCAAUGGAUGCUCUUAUAAGUGAAGAUGGCUUUAUUAGGGUUUUGGAGAAGAUGAUGCUGCAGAUAAUAUUAUGUGGGGUUCUUAUUCUCAUCAAUGUGCCAAUAUACAAAGGCCUUUUCUUUAGGAAGGACAAGGGAAGAUUGCCUACCUCCGUGACCAUAAAAUCUACAAUAUUUGCUUUAAGUGCUUGUGCUCUCUUCAAGGCAUUAAACUAAAUUAGGUUCUUAAAUUUGCAUUGAGUAUGAUUAUAUGUAGUUUUCAAUUGUGGAAUAAGUGAGGUAUAUCUUGCUGUAAUAUUUGAUUGGCGAAAGAGGGGCAAGAUUAUUUUCUCAUGCGAUUUUAUAUAAAAUUCAUUCCAUAUGACUUUAAAGUGUAUU
Molecule: messenger RNA, 2451 nt
Organism: Neltuma alba
Lineage: Eukaryota; Viridiplantae; Streptophyta; Magnoliopsida; Fabales; Fabaceae
Product: cellulose synthase-like protein E1
Exons: 8
Coding region: 1-2289 (762 amino acids)
Biological process (GO): cellulose biosynthetic process
Cellular component (GO): membrane
Molecular function (GO): cellulose synthase (UDP-forming) activity
Source: RefSeq, a predicted model, not a curated record